Messenger RNA from Saccostrea echinata, 2114 nucleotides. RefSeq lists its product as uncharacterized. The coding region runs from base 58 to 1644 and encodes 528 amino acids. Gene Ontology annotation, molecular function: signaling receptor activity. The transcript is spliced from 7 exons. NCBI's taxonomy places the organism in Eukaryota, Metazoa, Mollusca, Bivalvia, Ostreida, Ostreidae. The record is from RefSeq and is a predicted model, not a curated record.
GAACGACAUAUAUAGCGACGACUGCCGAUAGAGGUUGUGUGUGUUUCAAAAAUCACCAUGUUUGUUUCAGCACUUAUCUUAUGGACAGCUCUUUCUUAUGGGGCUUUAGCUUCUCUAGACAGAUGUCCUAGUGUCUUUAAUCGUGUUGGAGGAUAUAAAACCGAAAAUGGAGAGAUGUGCUAUACAUUUGUCAACACAGAAAAGACCUGGGUGGAUGCCAAUAGUCAGUGCUGGGCCUGGGGUGGUGAGCUGAUCUCUAUCAAGAACUGGAAUAAAAUGAGUUUUGUCAUUCACACCCUUAACUCAGUCCUAAGAUGGAGAAAUAAUGGAGUGUGGAUAGGGGCUCAUGACAGACAUGGUCGCGGAUGGCAGUGGACCAAUGGUGAGAGACUGACAUGGGGUUAUUGGGCCUCUGGACAGCCAAGUAAGACGGGGGGCUUCAUUUCUUUAGAGGACUGUGCCUUGAUGAGACGGGGCGAUGGCUGGAGAUGGCAUGACUAUCAUUGUGAUUCGUCAUUUUUCUUCACGUACAAAUUCAUCUGCCAGUUCCGGAAGCUGCCUCCAACAACUACCACAAGUACUUCAACUAGUACUACUACUAGUACUACCACUACAACCAUCCCUAGUACAACCACUACUAGUACUACCAGCACUAGUACUACAAUUGUUAGUCCCACUACAAGUGUUAGUAUGUCCAAAACCGUUGAGGACAAAUCUAACUUGACUGUACAGGCUGUGGACUUAGGAGUUAAGUUUGACCACACAAAUAUUAAAUUUGAGAAGAAUGGCAUUAUUGCAGAUAAGCUGAAUCAAGGCGAGGGUUCCGUCAGCUCAGUGGUGGGCGGAGAGUCCGAAUCAGACAGUACUGGAAGUGACACAGGAAUUUUAGCAGGCAUUAUUGUAGGAGGAGCUAUUCUCAUUUUGAUAGGUGCCAUUGGAACUCUUUUGUUAAGAAGGAGAAGGCAGAAAAAGUUUGAAGAACCCUCAGUUCAGUUCCAGAAUCUUGCUUACUCUCGAGUGUCCAAUAGUGGACAGGAUGGGAAUGUGGCUAGCAAUGUAUACAUGGACACUAACGAGAUGAAUCGUCUGUAUGAGGAGGUCAACAAGCAAGUGAAUCAUGGUGUCAACUGCUUCAGCGGGACAGUGUUAGACAUUCAGGUACCGAGGUCUGAUUCUGGGGAUCACCAGGAGAAUGCCUGCUGUGGAGGAAUGUCAGAGGAAAGUGAUCUCAAAAAGCUAAAUAACCUCACUCACGUGGCUAUACCGCCUGACACCAAAAAUCCUCCUGACACAACAGAGAACCAUUAUGUAGAUAUGAGUACUGCAAACAAAGCAAAGGAGACAAAUCGUCUGGUAGAAGCCAGUCGAGUGGUGGAUCCAAGCAAACCUUCAAACCUGGGAGUGGACAGAGAACCGAUGCCCCUCCCAGUGUAUGCUAACAGUUUGGAGAAUCUGCGUGAGGGAACAUUGGAACUGACCAGCACAUUAUCUUCACAAUCAAAGGAAUCCACUUACAUGAACAGGCAGGAGGGGUUUGAGGUAGACGAAGAUGGGUACAUGAGUCCCAGGUCCACCCUUCACAGUGACAGUGACACAGAGUUAAUGGGGGCAGAUAAGGACCCCUUGUAUGAUGAAAUUCGUUAAGUUCAUAGCAGAAUUUAACUUUAAUGUGUUCUGUUAAUCAUUUGACUGUGUUAUGUUAGGCAAAACCUUCAAUUCCUUGUUUGUUUUAGUAGAAAUAUGUAGAGGAAAAAAUAUCUGAAUUUAAUAUAGUAUAAUUGAUAAAUAUAUAAUAAUGAAAUUUUAUGAAGAACUAUUUGAUAAACUGAUAAGUAAUGCUGUUUUGGGAAAUACAGUUACAUCUGCUGGUCUGUUCCAAAUCUGAACUAUCCUCAUCAAAGUUGAGCAUUUUUAUAUAAUUGGCAAUACAUAUUGGCAUAUGUGAGUAACAAAAAAAGUUUUGAUUUGGAUGCAUGGUUUAUGUGUAAUAGUGUAAAAAAUUACAAAUUUUGAUAUAGCAAUGAAUUUUAUUUACUUACUCUUGGCAUGCACAAUUGUUGAUAUAUUUCAAAUCGGUUUUAUAAAUUUUGUAAGUAUUUGUGCCAUGUAUACAU